Molecule: messenger RNA, 1152 nt
Organism: Perkinsus marinus ATCC 50983
Lineage: Eukaryota; Perkinsozoa; Perkinsida; Perkinsidae
Exons: 6
Coding region: 1-1086 (361 amino acids)
Molecular function (GO): protein binding
Source: RefSeq, a predicted model, not a curated record
AUGAGUACCAUGGACCAGAACGGUGGGCUGAUCGCCUCAGCUCCACCAGCUAAGAGGCAAGCUUAUCCGAUACCGGGAGGGAAUGGUCAUGAAACUACAUUGGCGACACCUGAGGAAAGGCUCAAACACAUACAGAAUGCCCAGAUGAAGGUUCUCAGUGAUCGUGAUACGUAUGUUGGUAUGCAGUGGAACCCAGUCAAUGAUACACCAUUGGGUAUUGGCACUCAGCCGGAUAGCUACUGUCCCGAGUUGGAUCAGUAUGGUGACGAUGCUGCUAUGAAUGCGGCUCGGUUCCUGCCAAAGAACGUCAGAAACAGAAUCGUUAAGUAUCUUGAAGAUGGAACACUCCGCCCUGGCGAGCUAGAUUUGAAGUGCGUUGUAGUAAUGCAGUCCCUUUCGCCGGAGCUUCUAUUAAAGGUUAUGGACCAUCUAGAUGCUGAUCGGGCAUUUUUCCUAAACGCUCACUCGAAGGCUGGGUUCAUCAUAUCGACCUGUGAUAAGGCUAAGAGGGGGGAGUUGGAUGUUCGUGGCUUUGGAGCGAUUGACCCUUGGCGAGGCCACAUGCGGGAUCUCUGUAUUAGACGCCCUUUGGGGGUGGACCUGUUGUCUGAGGAUGAUUGGAUUACUAGGAAGGGUGAGACUCUAUCACUUCAAAUUAUACAGAGGAUUCCAGCGGCGAUACGUCAUAAGGGCCAAGUGUCGCCUAAUAAUAUCGUCAUUGACGACUUGAGCAUGCGUAUGACGAUUGGGCAAUUGAAGGCUAUGCUGGAGGAUAAGGCUCAGGGAUGGAAGCCUGGUGUGAUGAAGCUCAUUGUGAGGGAGACUGGUGUACUCAAUGAUAACAGUAAGACUAUAGCCUAUUACAAUCUCUCCUCUGGAGAUCGUAUACGCCUGAAACUGAAGAAACGUGGUGGCAUACGUAUUAAUAAAUGUAAUCGAGUUAAGGAGACCAAGAAGAGUCACGCUGAGGAGGGGGAUGAUGAUGAUCAAGUCGAGGAGAAGAAGGAGACUAUACAGAACGACGUACAACAACAACAAGCCAAUGGAGUUAUGGCACCAUCGCCACCACCGCCUCCGAGUGAGUAGUUGGUCCAGUAAGUUAUCGAUUAUCUGGGCGCGCGCUACUUGCAUAGAGGCUAAUAUGGUGUAGAU